Messenger RNA from Microplitis demolitor, 908 nucleotides. RefSeq names its product titin homolog. Bases 118 to 828 code for a protein of 236 amino acids. NCBI's taxonomy places the organism in Eukaryota, Metazoa, Arthropoda, Insecta, Hymenoptera, Braconidae. The transcript has 5 exons. The record is from RefSeq and is a predicted model, not a curated record.
UUUCAAAUCUAAACACAAGUAUAACCUAUAAUAAGUGUUUCUAUCAAUGAGUUAAAAUUUUUAAUUUAUUACUACUUGUAUAAAUUUUUUAAUUAAUGUAGUAAAUAUUUAAAUAAAAUGGAUCUGCAGAAUAAAAAUCAAAGCGCAAUAGAUGAUGAACUGAAACAAACGUACGAGUUUUUAAAAGAUAUUGAAAAAGAUCUCCUUGAAGAAAAGAAUGAACUAAUAAAAAUACUGUCAAAAAAACCAGUCGAAACACUUUCCCCCAGUGUUAGCCCGGAAGACAUUCAAAUCGAACAACUCAAGUUCGUAAAGGCGUUAUUGAGUGACGAACCAGUUCCCGAUGACAGAUUACGACCUGUCAUUAAUUCAGUCGAUGAUUUUACUUCCCUUGAAUCCGAAUUAUUGCAAGAAAUUUCAGAGCUUCAGAAAAUUUUAGACCAAACUAAAUCUAAGUUUUUAGCUGUGAAGAGCAGUAUUAGUUCUUUGGUCAAUGAGAAAAAUAAUUUACAAAAAAUGAAAGAGGUGUGUUCAGAUGCUGUGGAAAAUGUUGACAAUGUAACGAGUGAUAAAGAUAUCGCAAAAAUAAAAAGAUUAUUUCAAAUUGUCAAAGCUGAUUUGGCAAGAGUUGUUGAUAUUAUUUAUCCAGAGGACAAUUUUCAUGGUUUACUUCGGGAUCUAGUCAAUGCAUAUUCAAAAGAUGGUGAUGAAAAGUACAUAGAAAUCGGAGACGUAUCUUUGGAUUGUGUUCAAUCGUUAAUCGAAGCUGAUAUUGCGAUGUACCAUCGUAAUGACAAGAAUAAAAUCCGUCUAGUGGAUCUUCUCUAAGUAAAUAAAAUAAGUAUUCGCCAAUUCAAACACUAAUAUUUUAAAAAUAAAGUUUCAAUACUUCAUUUCUUAGGUACAAA